This is a messenger RNA of Solanum stenotomum, 858 nucleotides long. RefSeq lists its product as uncharacterized. Gene Ontology annotation, biological process: DNA transposition. The record is from RefSeq and is a predicted model, not a curated record. Gene Ontology annotation, molecular function: DNA binding; transposase activity. Lineage: Eukaryota; Viridiplantae; Streptophyta; Magnoliopsida; Solanales; Solanaceae. The transcript has 2 exons. The coding region runs from base 1 to 858 and encodes 285 amino acids.
AUGGUAUUUGAUAACAAAAAGGAAUUCAAGAAAGCCAUGGUUGCAAAUCAAGCCAAAAUAGGAAAGUCAAUUCGAUGGAGCAAAGAUGACAAAGAAAGAGCUAGCGCCAAAUGCAGAACUAAUGCUUGUAAGUGGAAGAUAUUGGGAUCACUAAUGCAAAGGGAUAUAUCUACUUUUCAAAUCAAGACGUUUGUUUCCGAGCAUACUUGUUUUGGGUGGAACUAUAACAACAAAACCAUCAAUUCUUGUUGGAUUGCAAGGAAGUAUGUUGAUAGAGUUAAAUCAAAUAAGAACUGGAAAACAUCAGAAUUCAGAGAUACAUUGAGUAGGAAAUUAAAGUUGCAUGUGAGUAUGCACCAAGCAAGAAGGGCAAAGGAAAAAGCUACUGCAAUGAUCGAUGGAGAUAUAAAUGAUCAGUUUGGUAUAUUAUGGAAUUAUUGCAAUGAAAUUGUUCGAACCAAUCCUGGAACUUCUGCUGGUUGUCGAAAGAUUAUUGGGGUCGAUGGAUGUUGGCUGAAGAAUACUAUGUAUGGGGCACAAUUGCUAUCAGCUGUUACUUUGGAUGAAAAUAAUAACAUCUUUCCAUUAGCUUAUGCAAUAGUCGAGAAAGAAAAUAAGGAAAUAUGGCAAUGGUUCUUAACCUACUUGAUGAAUGAUCUUGAGAUUGAAGAGCAAUACUUGUGGACUUUUAUGUCAGAUAAGCAAAAAGGGCUCAUUGAAGCUUUUGAUUUAGUGUUGCCUGGUGUUUCUCAUAGAUUUUGUGAGCGACAUUUGCAUAGCAAUUUCAAGAGAGCUGGAUAUUCUGGAAUGGCUUUAAAAAAAUGCUCUUUGGAAGGCAGCUUCAGCAACAACUAUUGA